GCUAGUUGUAAAAGGGUUACCGGAAAUAUGAAAAAAACCCACGGGUUUUAAAGCGAACAGUGGUUUUUAUCCCGCCCACAGAGGGGAUUUGACGGGGGUUUAAAAAGAUUUUGCUGGAACAGGGGGGUUCCCCGGCUUUUGCUGUAUCAGUGCUGCUGUCUUUUUUUUUUCUUUUUUUUUUUUACAUACCAGUGCUACUUCUGACUGUCCUCAGCUUUUUUUUUCUAUCCCUUUGUCUGAAAGAGCAGUGAAAUAGAAACCGUCCGGUGAGUUCGACCUUGCAAUGUUAGCACAGAGCACAGGGCCCCUUCACACAGUUAAACCAACCCACAGUAGAAAAAAAAACAGGGACUUUUAACGUAAACGUUGCUUAUGGUCCGAAAAAGAGCUGUAACGCAAUAGCGCGAAUCGCAUAACGCAGAAUACCACCAAGGAAAAUGUCAGAGGUCAACAUACCAAAGCGAAAAGAGAAGUGUGAGAACUGCACCAAACAGUGCAACAAGAAACAGAGUGAUGAAGGUGCCAACGCCCAUCAGGAGAGAGAGGAAGUCAAUGGACAGGAGCAUGAAGGAUCCCAGUUGCUGCUGAGUGCCUGCCUGUCCUGUGAUGGCUGUCUAUCAGAGGAGGAGAGCCUGAAGAUCUCUCAGCAGAGUCUGGAGGAAGUGGAGCGGGUUCUGGCACUCAAUCAGAAGUGUGACGCGUCAAAGCACAAGGUACUGGUAGCGUCGAUUUGUCCGCAGUCUCUGCCUUUCUUUGCUGUCAAGUUUGGCGUGGACAUCACCGAGGCUGCCCACAAACUCUGUGCCUUCCUCAAGAGUUUAGGAGUGCAGCAUGUGUUCGACACCACUCUGGCAGCAGGCUUCAGCAUCUUGGAGAGUCAGAAGGAGUUCGUUCAGAGGUUUCGAAGGAGGCACCACGAUUCCCACGCCUUGCCCAUGUUCACCUCCUCCUGCCCAGGAUGGAUCCGCUAUUCCGAGCGUGUCCUGGGCAGUUUGGUCACCCCUCAUAUCUGCACAACCAGGUCUCCUCAGCAGAUCAUGGGCUGUCUCGUCAAAGACUACUUCUCUAAACAGCAGAAGCUGAGUCCAGAGAAAGUCUACCACGUGUUAGUGGCUCCCUGCUUUGAUAAGAAGCUGGAGGCGGUCCGAGAGGAGUUUUACAACAGCCUGCUGGAGACCAGGGAUGUGGACUGUGUCCUCACCUCAGGGGAGAUCUAUUACCUGAUGGAGCAGAGGAAGGUUUCAGUGGAAGAGCUGGACUCAGUUCCACUGGACCAUGUGUUGGGAGAAACCGGAGACGCAGCGCUGGUGAGGCACGAGGGCCGAGGUUCUGAAGGCUUCCUGGAGCACAUCUUCAAACAUGCUGCCAAAGAGCUCUUUGGUCUCGACGUCCACGAGAUCACAUACAAGACCCUCAGGAACCGGGACUUCCAAGAAGUGACUCUGGAGCGGGACGGGGAGACUCUGCUGCAGUUUGCUGCCGUUUACGGGUUCAGGAACAUCCAGACUCUGGUUCACCGAAUGAGGAAGGGGCGUGUCCCUUACCAGCUGGUGGAGGUGCUGUCCUGCCCAGGAGGGUGCUUGAGUGGCCGCGGUCAGGCAGUCAGCGACGCAGAAGGCCGGCUGGACAAAGCCCUGGUCCAGCAGAUGGAGGAGGUCUACAGCAGCCUGCCGGUCCGCCUCCCGGAGGUCAACCCCUCCCUUCACACCCUCUAUCAGGACUGGCUGCAGGGCCAGGACUCCCCGCAGGCCGGCACACUCCUGCACACCCAGUACAGAAGUCCGAUCCACACCCAGCCUCCACACAUGCAGUGGUGACGAGAAACGGCCUGUUUCUCUUUUAAGACAUGAUCAAAGUGUAAUUUGCGGGGGGGCUUGGGCCAUCUCAUCAUUGCUGGCACCAUGAAGGACAGGCCAAGGGCCAGGCUGCCAAAGUAUCAAUUGGUGCAAUUCUUCCGUUAGGCCACUGGGGGGUGAUGUCUGUCUAUUUAACACUGGUGGAUCUCCUGUGGCAAACCCUGAGUCUGGGGAGAAAUGAAGAUCCAGAUUCCAGAAAAACAAACAGGUCUACAUUAUAUGCAGAGCGAUGUAGUGAUGUCAAUAAGCUGUGGCUAAUUAAAAAUAAUAUAGGUACAGGAUCAGGUGGUGGCUUGAUCUGCGAGCUGUUCUGAGAAAUGAAUCAAGAAACUACUCAUGUCAUCUUAAAGGGAGGGUUGGUAAUGUUGAAAAGCAAGACCCUCCUCCCCAUCGCUGUGGAGGGAGGUCUGGCAAAGCGACAAAGAGACUAGCAAAACACCUAUUAAAACAUAGCGGAUGUUUAAAACAAACAUGACUAUUGUUAGCAAUCAAACUCAGACUCGUUCAAGGGAGGAGUAGAGUACGCGCAGCUGGGCAAAGAGGCAUUUCAUUGGUUCUUUCCAAGCGAGGCAGUGAUUGGUGGCCAUUUUAUUUACAGGGUCCCAUCAGCUAAAGAUGACGGGUAUUUUUCACUCCUUAUUCAGAGCUCAUAAAGUUAUUUAUUGCUGUCAGUUUGUAAAGAGAAUGUCAUACAAUGUAUAAAAAUGUAUACAGGAAAUCGUUACCAACCCUGCCUUUUUAAAGAGCAAUAAGCCACCGAGGAAACAUGUAAGAAGCUUUUGACACAACUGGAACUCGUGAACUGAACCUGUGCAUACUGAAUGUUUUGGGGGGGGGUCUAAUGUAUUCCGAAUCUAAAGCGUCCAAUCAUCAAAGAUGUUGUACUUUGUGUUGUCCCCACUGUCCCUCGCUGAAAGACAAGACCGCGUGUUCUCGUACUCACCAAGAAUAACUAUGCAACAGUGGGAUCGUCUUAUCCUAACGUCUUUCCUAAUGGAAAGCAGAGCUGUAGUAGUUUCGAGAGCUUGAAGGCCUUUUCAGUAACACUAAGUGAGUGUCUGCGCAUGUGUAAACUACCAGCCCAGUGUUGGUCUGUCCCAGUGAAGAAUCACGGCCAUUAUCUUUUUAAUGGUACAAGAGGAUUUCAUUUCUCACUUUGUUCCCAUUCCACCAGCUUGUAUUUUUAACUUUUAUGUUGUUUUUGUUGUUUGUUUUACACAGUCAAACAUACAUGUCACAUGUUGGGUGCUAAAAUAUUCCUACAAACAAAGUCUGAUUUAAAUACCUUUUUGUGGAUGAUGUCAUUGUUCACUGAACGGCCUCUGCCUCCUGUAGAGGUAAAAGUUUUUGACAUUUGUGACGCCGCCUGCUGGUAAUCCACAAAACCCACUUUAGAGUUUUCAGUGUUAAAAUGUAAAUGAAAACAUGUGAAAUGGAGGCCUGCGGAUUGUCCAGCAUUCUUUUCCAAAGCUCUAAGCUCCACACAUUUUCAUUGUAUUCGGAGACAACCUUAGCAAAAUUAACCCAAACUA
This is a messenger RNA of Etheostoma spectabile (orangethroat darter), 3388 nucleotides long. RefSeq names its product nuclear prelamin A recognition factor (gene narf). The coding region runs from base 438 to 1817 and encodes 459 amino acids. NCBI's taxonomy places the organism in Eukaryota, Metazoa, Chordata, Actinopteri, Perciformes, Percidae. The record is from RefSeq and is a predicted model, not a curated record. The transcript has 12 exons.